Messenger RNA from Zingiber officinale, 870 nucleotides. RefSeq names its product myb-related protein Zm38-like. The record is from RefSeq and is a predicted model, not a curated record. Bases 38 to 703 code for a protein of 221 amino acids. The transcript has 3 exons. Lineage: Eukaryota; Viridiplantae; Streptophyta; Magnoliopsida; Zingiberales; Zingiberaceae.
AUCUCUGUAUCUAGCUCCUUUUAAUUUUCUGCAUGAGAUGAGGAAUCCUUGCCGCGAUGUCGAUAAGCAAGCAACCAACAGGGGAGCCUGGUCGAAGGAGGAGGACCAGAAGCUGAUCGACUACAUCACCCUCCAUGGCGAAGUCUCCUGGCGUUCACUCCCCAAGGCCGCAGGACUGCUUCGGUGCGGCAAGAGUUGCAGACUGCGGUGGAUCAACUACCUUCGGCCAGACGUCAAGCGGGGGAACUUCCAGGAGGACGAAGAAGAUCUCAUCAUCAAGCUCCACGCAUUACUCGGGAACCGGUGGUCGUUGAUAGCUGGGAGGUUGCCGGGGAGGACGGACAACGAGGUGAAGAACUAUUGGAACUCGCAUCUGAGGAAGAAGCUGAGAGGGAUGGGCAUCGACCCUGACCGCCAACGGGGGAUGUCGGCGCUGGCGCGGCGCCACCGGACGGCGUGGGAGAGGUCGAACGAUGGCGACGACACGGCGGGUAGCACGGUGGUAGUGACGAAUUAUGAGGAAGCGGAUCAGUGCAGUAACGGUGUGCCUGAUCUCAACCUUGACCUUACAAUCUCCAUGGGUUGGGACCAGAAGAGACCAGGAAGAAUACCUGAUGAAUCGAUGAUCAAUGACAGUGCUCAAGCGCUUGAUCAUGGAGACUACUCCACUUCUGCCAAGCCCACGCUGCUCUUAUUCCGAUGACAUAAUUAUAUAUCGGAGCAAAGGUGAAGCUACCCGGAGUACUUUCAUUUGUGGGCUUUAAGGGAUAAUGUACCAGUGAGAAAGCACAUGUGAAUUAAUCUCACCUGAUGGUGACUUAAUUAAGCUCAAUUUGGGUAAAUUUUUAUACAUAAUAUGAUUCAUCAAAA